CCUCUGGCUCUACGGUAAAUAUGCACCCGAAACAUACCUCUAUAAUAAAUUAAAGUCCGAUCGUCUUCAAAACCAAUUGACCGUAACGAAUUAAUAGAAUCAAAUUAUUAUAAUAGAAACGCUUUCGAGUGUGAAAGUAUAGGCACCACCUAUCCUCUUAUACAUCGUUACACAUUAAUGAAAACUAAACAAGAAAUGUAAAUCAUCGUUACAUAUUUCAACGAUUUGGCUAUAUUCCUACCAAGAUGUCGCAGACGAACGAGAAAGUUUGAAUUAUGUAUCAUCACUGCCCAGGUGUGGUUUACUAUAAAAGUCCGAGAUUUUUUUGGAUCAUUAUCAUUUCAUCUUUCUCCACUUUCGAGUACUGAGCAACAAGAUGAUAGCUCUACUGAUAUCCGCAUUGGCCCUUACAAACGUGGCAAAUUGCGGCGUAGUUAAAGAGGACGUCGCUGGGCUCAGUCCACCACUGCACACCAGCGCUUACGCCACUGGAUACAGCUACCCAAAACCAACAACCACAGUCAUCUCUCAGAGCAGCCCUAGCGUAGUUGUCCAACAAUCACACAUCCCAUCGUCGUCAGUCCUCAAUUCUGGAUCAAGCCUGCUGUCUUCUGUGCAUAACUAUCCAUCAAUCAUAUCAGGAUCCAACUCCCACUAUGUGUCAUCUGGACCACAACUCGUUUCUGUUUCCUCUGGAUUGAACUCCUUGAGUGGUCUGAACGGCCUAUCAUCUUACGGAUCAUCUUAUGGAUCAUUGGGAGGUUACGGAGGAUUGAGUGGAUUAUCCUUGAACAACCUCGGUUUGGGUUUGAGUGGUCUCAGCGGCUAUGGUCUUGGAGGAUACAACGGUUUGUCUUUGUCCAAUGGUAACGGUUUGGGUCUUGCAUUCGGUAACGGUUUGAGCUACGGAGGUGUGAACAACUUGGCUCUCGUAUCAGGAAACGCCAACACCAAUACUUACUCCCAGCAGAUCCGUCAAAUUCCAGUACCAGUACCUCAACCCUACCCCGUCGUAUCCAACAACCCUGUUCCUGUACCUGUAGCUGUACCUCACCCCGUUGCUGUUAACCGUCCAGUUCAAGUAGAUGUGCCACACCCAGUCAAUGUAUACGUUUCGAGGCCAGUACCUGUAGCUGUUCCAAGACCAGUACCAGUAGCAGUCAGAACUCCAAUCUACGUCAGAGUACCUCAGCCCGUCCCUGUUGAUGUCCCCAGGCCAUACCCAGUUGUUAAACAAGUCAAUGUACCAGUAUCCGUACCUCAACCAAUCGUAGUCAAGGAACCAGUAGCAGUAAAGCACGUGCACUUGAACAAUGUUGGAUCAUCGUUGGCUUCUAACAACUACGCCAACUCCAUCUCUUACGGAAACAGUCUUGGUAGCUCUUUGGGUUACUCCAACAGUCUUGGUGGCUCUUUGGGUUACUCCAACAAUCUUGGUAGCUCUUUAGGUUACUCCAACAGUCUUGGUAGCUCUUCGGGUUACUCCAACAGUCUUGGAUCGUCCCUUUCGGGAGGACAAUCGCUUAUAUCUGGAGUUUCAGGCGGCAACAAUGUUUACGUUUCCUCUGGUAACUACAAUGGAGGCUUGAAUGAUCACCUUAGUUCAUCUCAGUCUUUGAGUUCUGGCAGCUACAGUGGCAACAGUGGACAUCACCACCAUCAUUAAGCAUUAGUCAAAAUUUUU
Coccinella septempunctata (seven-spotted ladybird) is the source of this 1684-nucleotide messenger RNA. RefSeq lists its product as uncharacterized. Bases 377 to 1666 code for a protein of 429 amino acids. The record is from RefSeq and is a predicted model, not a curated record. The transcript has 2 exons. NCBI's taxonomy places the organism in Eukaryota, Metazoa, Arthropoda, Insecta, Coleoptera, Coccinellidae.